Messenger RNA from Triplophysa rosa, 340 nucleotides. RefSeq names its product histone acetyltransferase KAT2B-like. Gene Ontology annotation, molecular function: histone H3 acetyltransferase activity; protein binding. The record is from RefSeq and is a predicted model, not a curated record. Gene Ontology annotation, cellular component: histone acetyltransferase complex. Lineage: Eukaryota; Metazoa; Chordata; Actinopteri; Cypriniformes; Nemacheilidae. The transcript is spliced from 2 exons. Bases 71 to 325 code for a protein of 84 amino acids. Gene Ontology annotation, biological process: positive regulation of transcription by RNA polymerase II; chromatin remodeling.
AAAUGUAAGAUAUAGAAACAAUACUCUUUGUUUCUAAACAUUACAGUCACACCAGAACGCAUGGCCCUUCAUGGAACCUGUAAAGAAGAAUGAGGCACCUGGUUAUUACCAAGUCAUCCGGUUCCCAAUGGAUCUAAAGACGAUGAGCGAGCGCCUAAAGAGUCGCUACUACACGAUGCGGAAACUGUUCAUGGCCGACAUGCAGCGGAUAUUCACUAACUGUCGCGAGUACAACCCUCCCGAAAGCGAGUACUACAAAUGUGCCAACCUACUGGAGAAAUUCUUUUACACCAAGAUCAAAGAGGCGGGCCUCGUUGACAAGUAGUCUUACUGGCAAGUA